Molecule: messenger RNA, 1539 nt
Organism: Abrus precatorius (Indian licorice)
Lineage: Eukaryota; Viridiplantae; Streptophyta; Magnoliopsida; Fabales; Fabaceae
Product: putative F-box/FBD/LRR-repeat protein At4g03220
Exons: 3
Coding region: 1-1539 (512 amino acids)
Molecular function (GO): protein binding
Source: RefSeq, a predicted model, not a curated record
AUGGAAACAAGAUCUGCAAAACGCAAGAAGAUUGCCCAAAUAGUAGAGAAUGAAGCUAAAGCAGCCACGGAUCGGAUCAGUGAUCUCCCUGAUGAUAUUCUUCAUCAUAUCCUUUUCUUACUUCCCAUAAAAUGUGUUGCACGAAUGAGCAUUCUUUCUAAGAGAUGGAAAUUUCUGUGGACCACUUUUCCUGACCUUGACUUCACAACUCUUAACCCAUUUGAAACUUCUUCCAAAAAUGUUAAAUUUUCCAACUUUGAAAAACCAAGACACCCUUUGGAUUCUACACGAAUGGAUUUCAUUACCCAAGUUCUCUCUAUCCGCGAAAAGCAAUCAGACAUUAGGGUUCUUUGUUUUCGUGCACGUUUGAGUUUUUCACGGUUAAAUAGUUUGAUGCGUAGUGCCAUUAGGCAUAAUGUUAGAGAACUUGAUAUUGAAGUGGCCACAGAAGACGUGUUCACGGAUGAUUAUUUCAACUUUCCCAGAUGUGUUAUUGGAAGUGAAUCUUUAAGGGUUUUGAAAUUGAAAUCAGGUUUUCGUUUGCCUCCAUCUUCAGUUAUGAGAAGUGGGUUCCAAUCUUUACAAACAUUGUCUCUUUCCCUAGUCAUUUUGACCAAACAACCUUCUCUCCCUGAUUUGUUCUCUGAAUCAUCCUUUCCUCUUUUGAGAAUUUUGCACCUUGAUAUGUGCUAUGGGUUGAAAUAUCUUCAUGUUGGAUGUCGAGCUCUUGAAGAUUUGAGCUUAGAAAAAUGUUAUCAGUUAGAAGUUUUGGAUAUCUCAUGUGUUAAACUUGAAAGAAUGAGAUUAGUAAAGUGUUUUGAUGCCUAUAGUGACAAGAGUUGGGUAAGAAUCAAUGCACCCAAGCUUCAACAUUUGUUUUGGCAACAUAAUGCCGUCACUGACAAGACUGUUUUUGAGCAUUCAAAUUUCUUGCAUGAGGUCUCCGUUGGUUUCUUUAUACUGGAUAGAGAUAGAAAUACGGGUAAGCUUCAAAGUGCCACUAAUUUUUUGUCUGGAUUGUCUCAUGUUCGUUCCUUGACUCUUGAAAGGCAAACUAUUGAGAUUCUAUCAAAUAAUCACCUCCUUUUUCAGCCAUUCUAUAAUCUUAAAUCAUUAGAGCUGCAUACUGGAUUCAACAAAAGUAAUGUUCCGGGAUUGGCAUGCCUAUUCAAGAACUCCCCCACUCUCAACAGUCUGAUUCUCAAGAUCCUUAACGAAUUUAGGAUUGAAAGAAAAGAAUGGAAUAGGGACUUAUGGGACAUGACUAUCACCGAGGGAGAGCUGUAUUGGGAAUCUCAGAGUCGAACUCUGGAAUCUUUUCUACAACACUUGAAAGUGGUGAAAAUUCAUGGGUUUCUUGAUUAUGAAAAUGAAGUUGCACUAGCAAAGUUUCUCCUCAAGUAUGGGAAGGCCUUAGAAGAAAUGAUAUUAUAUGCUGGACAUUGCAAUGCAAGAGAUACCCUAAGGCGACAAAAAAUAAGGUCGCAAAUGAUGGGAUUUUCUUGGGCUUCUUCUAAUGCAAAAGUGGCAUUUCAAUAG